Molecule: messenger RNA, 677 nt
Organism: Cucurbita maxima (winter squash)
Lineage: Eukaryota; Viridiplantae; Streptophyta; Magnoliopsida; Cucurbitales; Cucurbitaceae
Product: auxin-responsive protein SAUR21-like
Exons: 1
Coding region: 140-460 (106 amino acids)
Biological process (GO): response to auxin
Source: RefSeq, a predicted model, not a curated record
GUAUGGUAAAAACCACAAUCCAAAACCCCCCAAUGAGUUCCAUAUAAAUUCAACACCAUUUCGAGCUCAAAAACUCAUCCAAAUUCCAAUAUUACUUCCAAAUUUCUCCUUUGAGACAUUUCCUCGAACACUUAGCGUAAUGGGUAUUCGUCUACCGGAGAUCAUUCUUCACGCCAAGCAAAUUACUCACCGGCAAAUUGGAUUUGAAGUGAUGAAGCACCGACCGGCGUCGUCGGAUGUUCCGAAAGGCCAUUUCGUGGUCUAUGUUGGGGAGGACGAAAAAGAAAGGAAGCGAUUCGUGGUGCCAUUGUCGUACUUGAAGAAUCCUCUGUUUCAAGAACUGUUGAGUAAGGCUGCUGAAGAAUUUGGAUUCGAACAUCAGUUUGGUGGGAUUACUAUUCCUUGCGCUCAGGAUCAUUUUCUCGGUUUAACCUCUCGAUUGAAUACACCCAUAAGCUGAAAUUGAUCAGAAAUGAGAACCCAUUUGCCUCCAAGUUCGGAAAUGGUAGAACACUGUAAAUUAAUCGAUGAUAUUCUUAUAUUUGCGUUUUUUAUAAAUGGGUUUCUCCAACUGUAGGGGAAAUCAUUGAUGUAUUCUUUUUAUUAUUGAUUCAAAGUAAGUUUUGAAAAUCCUCUUCCGUUUAAUUCAAUGUCUGAAUCAAAUGAUAAUUUAUGAA